Messenger RNA from Condylostylus longicornis, 1964 nucleotides. It is a transcript of the gene Cdc45, whose product is annotated as cell division control protein 45 homolog. Gene Ontology annotation, biological process: double-strand break repair via break-induced replication; mitotic DNA replication preinitiation complex assembly; DNA replication initiation. The record is from RefSeq and is a predicted model, not a curated record. NCBI's taxonomy places the organism in Eukaryota, Metazoa, Arthropoda, Insecta, Diptera, Dolichopodidae. The coding region runs from base 118 to 1785 and encodes 555 amino acids. The transcript is spliced from 3 exons. Gene Ontology annotation, molecular function: DNA replication origin binding; chromatin binding; single-stranded DNA binding. Gene Ontology annotation, cellular component: DNA replication preinitiation complex.
GAGUAUGAAUUUUCAAAUCCAUAUUAUUGAAAUGAUUAGCAAAGUAUUCAAUAUUAAAUAAAUGAAUAAAUGUGAAUUCAAUUUAAAUGUAAAAUAAAUUAUAGUUAUUAUAAAACAAUGUUCAUUCAAGAUUUGCGCCAAGAAUUUUAUAAUGUUCUAAUGGGCAAAAGGAUAUUAAUAAUAGUAAAUUAUGAUAUCGAUGCAAUAUGUGCCAGUAAAAUCUUACAAUCCUUAUUCAAAUAUGAUCAUAUGGUGUAUUCGAUGGUACCAAUUAUGGGUAUAGCUGGAUUAAAGAGAGCAUUUGAAGAAAAUCGUGAAGAUGUCAAAUAUGUUAUUUUGAUCAAUUGUGGUGGUUGCAUUGAUCUAGUUGAACUUUUGCAACCCGAUGAAGAUGUAAUUUUUUUUGUUUGUGAUUCUCAUCGUCCAUUAGAUGUUUGUAAUAUUUACAGUGAUAGACAGGUUUGUAUGUUAACUAGUCAAAAUCCAGAAGAAAAAAUUCCUGAAUUUGACUCAAUUUUUCGGGAAUCUGAUGAUGAAAGUGAAAAUGAAGAAGAUGAAGACUCAGAGAAUGAAAACUUAGAUUUUGCUCAAAGACAUGAGAAACGAAUAAUAAAACAACGUGAAAAACGGUCCUGGGAACAGGAACGUGAUCGUAUUAUGUUUGAUUACACGCAAUAUAGUUAUUAUGGUAGAAGUUCAUCAAUGACUAUAUUUGAAUUGGCUUGGAAACUUUCUAAGGAUUCUAUUGAGUUUUUAUGGUGGGCUAUUGUGGGAACUACUGAACAAUUAGUUCUUGGUAAAAUUGAAAGCUCAACUUAUACUCUUGAGUUAGAUAAUAUGCAAAGUCACGUGUCUAGAUUAGCAAAUAAAACAAAUGAUAUAAAUAAUCAAAGUGCCCAAAAAAUUUCAUUUGAAAAUGAUUUGCAUUUAGCACUCUAUCGACAUUGGAGUGUACACGAAUCUAUGAGAUAUUCAAUGUAUUGUGCUUGCAAGUUAAAAUUAUGGACACUGCGGGGUGAAAAACGUCUACAGGAACUUUUUGUUGAAAUGGGUUUGCCAUUAAUACAAGCUAAACAAACAUUUUCUUCAAUGGAUAUGAUUUUAAGACAAGAAUUUUAUCAAAUGAUCGAAAAAUUGGCUGAAAAAUAUGAUAUUCCUGAAAUUACUUACGGAUCAUUCACAUUGCAUUUUGGUUACAGAAAUAAAUUUUCUGCCGCCGAUUAUGUUUAUGCUAUGUUAGCUAUUUUAGAAUCUGUAAAGAAAGAUAAAACGCCAGAAGAUUGCUUUUUAGAAGCUUUAGAUAGUUUACCAAAAAAUAAUAAGGAUAUAUUAACUGAUGGGAUAGAUUCUGCAAAACUAUUACUAUCAGCCAUAUUUAGGCAAGUUCAAAGUAGUCUAGAAAUGCAUCAAAUACAUUCGGCAGGACCGUUUUUAUAUUAUAUAUUAACUGAAGAGAAUCCAUAUUUUUCUUAUCCAUAUGGUUUAACGUUUUUAGCAAAAUUUAUAUUAAAUGGUUAUUGUACAACGUCAAGAAAUCGACGUGCUUCUGAUUUACCUUUAGUAGCAAGUUGUCCCAUAGAUGUUGAACAUGGUUUAAAUUUAUUAGUAGGUAUACCGCCUAUAUCAGAAGACUCUCCGAAAAACUUUUUUGGUAAAGCAUUUGAACAGGCAGCACAAAAAAGUAAUUCAUUAAUAUUACAAGAUUUUUUUGAAACAUCUGUUAUACAGAUAAGACAAUCAGAUUUAACAAAAUUUUUAGAUGCUUUGACUGUAUUAUUAAGCUAAUUAUAAGUAAAAAAAAAAAUAUUAGUUUUUAAAUAACAAAACUUAACAAUUUUCAUUCUUAACGAUUUAAACUAAUAUUAUGUAUUUAAGUUAUUUGAUUGUACAAUUUUUUUUUAGAGAUUAUGAGAAAUAAGCUUGAUUUACAAAAUAAUAAAAUGUAAGUUUAUUUUAACAACUAG